UUACUUGUUGAAAACACAUGAAGCCGAGUGCAGUGAAGUGCAAAUUUUUUGUAGUUUUAUCAUAGGUUUUAUCAUCAAUUAAUUAAUUCACCGCAGUCAACUGAUUAUUGUGGCCCUUCCUGCCGUUCCAACCUGUUCCAUUUCACUUACGUUCACUUCUCUGUAAGUUUCUGAGAAUAUUGUCAUCGACCUGAUCUUGGCAGCACAUCUCCACAACUUCUGCUUCCCUUAGAAUUUGCACUGAUUGUGAUGCUAAAGUUUCCUUAAUCGGAACCCUUCAUCUCUGCAAAUAUCUUUCACCAAGUAUUCAUUCAGUAAUCAGGUAACACGGAAUCAUUUUGCCACUUGCCAACAUGGGAGACAACAUAGAAACAUCAGAUGAAACUGUACUUGAUGAGGAAGCUCUUUUACAAAAACACCGCAAGGAACGGAAGGAUCUCCAAGCAAAAAUCACAUCAUUGAAAAAAUCAAUCACAAAAGGGGACAAGAAGAAACGGAAGGAUGUCCUUGAGCAAAUUGCCGAGUUGGAAACUGCUUUGAACACUCAACAGGAGGAGGAACUUGCAGCAUUGAAACCCAACAAGAAGGAAGAUUCAACAGUGCAGGUAAUUACAGAAUCAAUAGGAGAUUUGCGAGUUCUUGAAGAGGAGACGGAGGUCCCAAUACCUGUGAGGGUAUCAAAAACACAGAGACGACGUGAGCGGAAAGUGGCUGAAUUUAAAGAACGAGAACGCAUUGCAAAAGCAGAGGAACAGGACCCUGCAAGUUCAGCCAAGUAUAUUGAAACAGAAGCCAUCAAUAAGAUACUCAAGAGCAAAGGACUCAUGAUUAAGGAUGUCCCUUCGGAUGGAGAUUGUAUGUACAGCGCGGUUAAAUACCAGUUAAGCGAGAAAAACCUUCCAGUGAUCUCAGUCUCGGACUUGCGGCAUAGAACCUCUGACCAAAUGCGCAGCAAGUCAAGCGAGUUCUUGCCAUACCUCUGCCAUCCAGACACUGGGCUUGUAUUCAGCCCGGAAGAAUAUGCAGAAUAUUGUGAUAAAGUGGCCAACACGCACGAAUGGGGAACGCAGAUCGAACUGCGGGCUUUGAGCCAUGCUUUAAACUGUGGUAUUGAGGUUGUGCAGGCAACGGGUCCAGCAUUGAUGAUAGGUGAAGAAUAUGUGGAGGAUGGUGGAUACUUGACCAUAACAUUCCACCGCCACAUGUACCAGCUCGGUGCCCAUUACAACUCAGUUACCACUUACCAAGAACCAGAGAAUGAGGACGAUUUUUAAGGGGCUCCUAAGUUUGCGAUGUGAUGGCUGCCUGAAAAUUUUCUUUGCCAGCACUUUUUCUUGUUCUUAUCUCCUUACACAUUUAUGUAUCAUUAAGUAAUGGCUUUUUUUAAGGAACAGACACAAAGAGGAUGAAAAUUCAUAUCAAGUAUUCGGUUUUGCCGAAUUACAAAAGAAGAGUUAUGAAGCUUUUGUUGUCUGUAUUCAGUAAUGUGCCAAAUUCAACUAUCUGUUAAAAAUUUAUUAUGUUUAUUCAGAAUUAUGAAUCAUACAAGAAAGAACAGCGAUUCGCUGCAUUUUUGUGUUGACUAUAUUGCUCGUAACAUCUUGACAAAAGUCUAUGAGAGGGUGCACCUUAAACGAAUAAAUCCAGGUGGUGAUUACUAAAAUUUAGAUGGCAUCCUGCAAAUACAUUUCAACUCGUUCAGAAACCUUAAGUUAUGCUGACUUUCAGCUUCUAUAUGUUGUGGACUUGGGUCCCUUGUGCCGGGAUGAAAGAGACGACCAUUAUUUUUUUGUAACGUUUGCAACUUAUAUAUAUGAGACUUGAUUGACUAUUUUGAGAAGGUGGUCUCUCUCCCAAAAUUAAAAAUCCAUCACCUGAAUUAUUUAGAAUAAUGAGCAGCCCAAGCCUGUAAUACAUGAGAUUAUUUCUGCCUAAUUUUAGGACUCUCAAAUGAUUGAGGCGUCAGGGAUUUUCAAAUUUAGUUUUUAUGAAAUUUGUUAUAUCCCAUGAAUUGUAUGAGAGCCUCUCUAUUUUUUUUUUCAUAGAAUCUGGCCAAUGUAUCUACAUAGCUGUUAUUUCCGAAUGUGGAGACACUACCUCCAGCUUUUUUCAUGCUUCUAAUCUUGACUUUAUUUAUUAAUUAAUGCGAUUGAGCAAUCAAGGUCUAACUUUUAAUAAGAAUAUUGAUAAUAUUAAUAACAAAAUUGAAUCCAAUGAAAACUAAAUAACAAAAUUGCAUGAUAUUAAUGAAAAAUAAAAUUACUGGAAGUCUCUUCCAGUGUGUAAUUUGAAGAAGGAGUGUCCUCAGUGUGAUGUUGUUGUAAAAAUAUUGAACUGUACUUUAACAUUAGUACAAAGAAGAGGCGCAGUUAUGAAUCGAGGGAGAUGUAGUGAUGAAGCCAUUUUAAGCAGUAUCCAUGACUUUCCCUCUCACUGCCAAUUUGAUAUGCCUAAUAUUUCUACUUUAUAUGGCAUUUGUUGUUUUUGUCUAUUAUGAAUAAAUGAGUUUUAAUAUGUAAUUA
This is a messenger RNA of Bemisia tabaci, 2522 nucleotides long. RefSeq names its product deubiquitinase OTUD6B. Gene Ontology annotation, molecular function: cysteine-type deubiquitinase activity. NCBI's taxonomy places the organism in Eukaryota, Metazoa, Arthropoda, Insecta, Hemiptera, Aleyrodidae. The record is from RefSeq and is a predicted model, not a curated record. Gene Ontology annotation, biological process: protein deubiquitination.